This is a messenger RNA of Lutra lutra (Eurasian river otter), 1093 nucleotides long. RefSeq names its product phosphoglycolate phosphatase (gene PGP). Lineage: Eukaryota; Metazoa; Chordata; Mammalia; Carnivora; Mustelidae. Gene Ontology annotation, molecular function: sn-glycerol 3-phosphatase activity. Gene Ontology annotation, cellular component: cytoplasm. The record is from RefSeq and is a predicted model, not a curated record. The transcript is spliced from 2 exons. The coding region runs from base 83 to 1048 and encodes 321 amino acids.
GGUGCUGGCGCUGCGGCGGGCGGCUGCAAGGAGCGGCCGGUGGCGGCGGCGGCGGCGGCGGCCGGUGGCGGCGGCGGCGGCCAUGGCGGCUGCGGAGGCCGGCGGUGACGACGCCCGCUGCGUGCGGCUGAGCGCCGAGCGGGCCCGGGCGCUGCUGGCCGACGUGGACACGCUGCUGUUCGACUGCGACGGCGUGCUGUGGCGCGGCGAGACGGCCGUGCCCGGCGCGCCGGAGGCCCUGUCGGCGCUGCGGGCCCGCGGCAAGCGCCUGGGCUUCAUCACCAACAACAGCAGCAAGACCCGCGAGGCCUACGCCGAGAAGCUGCGGCGCCUGGGCUUCGGCGGCCCGACGGGGCCCGGCGCCCGCCUCGAGGUCUUCGGCACGGCCUACUGCACCGCGCUCUACCUGCGCCAGCGCCUGGCGGGCGCGCCGGCCCCCAAGGCCUACGUGCUGGGCAGCGAAGCCCUGGCCGCCGAGCUGGGGGCCGUGGGCGUCGCCUGCGUGGGCGUGGGGCCCGAGCCGCUGCAGGGCGACAGCCCCGGCGCCUGGCUGGACGCGCCGCUCGAUCCCGACGUGCGCGCCGUCGUGGUGGGCUUCGACCCGCACUUCAGCUACAUGAAGCUCACCAAGGCGGUGCGCUACCUGCAGCAGCCCGGCUGCCUGCUCGUGGGCACCAACAUGGACAACCGGCUCCCGCUGGAGAACGGCCGCUUCAUCGCGGGUACCGGCUGCCUGGUCCGAGCCGUGGAGAUGGCCGCCCAGCGCCAGGCCGACAUCAUCGGGAAACCCAGCCGCUUCAUCUUCGACUGCGUGUCCCAGGAGUACGGCAUCAACCCAGAGCGCACCGUCAUGGUGGGAGACCGCCUGGACACGGACAUCCUCCUGGGCGUCACCUGUGGCCUGAAGACCAUCCUGACCCUCACCGGCGUUUCCACACUAGGGGAUGUGAAGAGUAAUCAGGAAAGUGACUGUAUGUCUAAGAAGAAAAUGGUCCCUGACUUCUAUGUUGACAGCAUAGCUGACCUUUUGCCUGCCCUUCAAGGUUAAAGAUUUAGUGUCUUUAAUCUCCAGAAUAAAACGAAUUGAAAACCA